AAUAAAAUGAAAGUAUUAUUGGUAGCAAUGUAUAGUGCUAUUUCAAAUUUCGUGAAUAAAAAUAACUGAUAAUAGAAUUUUAUAUUUAUAAAUAUUUAAUUGAAUAUUUUAUUAAAAAUAUUAAUGCAAACAUAAUAAUGAAUGAUAUAAUAAUAUUUAAAGAAAAGUAUAUAAAUAUUACGGAUUCACAAAUAAAAGAUUUAUUGCAAAAUCAGAUUCAGUUAAUCAAUCAUGUUAAGAAUAAGCAAAAUCAAGAUUACAAUGAAGAUGAAAUAAAAAUCAAAGAUUUAACAUUAAAAAUAACCUCUAUGCGAGAGAGUCUUCAAUCCAAAAAACAAACGUUAGAAUAUAAAAAUAAUCUUUUAUCUAAACAUUUAGACCAUGUGACAGAGAUAAAAGAAGAAAAAGAUAAAUUUUUGAAAGAAUAUCAGCUAUUAGAAUUGCAAAGAAAUAAACUCAAAACAUGUAAACGAAAUUUACAAGAUCAAGAAUUAUUAGAUAAAGGGAGAAGAAAAUUUUUAUUGUAUAAAGUAUUAACAGGAAUACGAUGGGAUUAUGAAAAACUUAAAGAAACUAUUACAGGAUAUGUGUUACAUAAAAAUUAUAUUCAUCAUUUUUCUUAUAUAAAUGAAGAAAAUACAAAAGAUAUAAAUGAUCUUUUAUGGCAAGAAAUAUAUCAAUCUAUACUUCAAAAAGAAAAUAAUGAAAUAUAUGAUAAAGAAAAUAUUGUAGAAAAUAAAGAACUAUAA
Molecule: messenger RNA, 749 nt
Organism: Apis florea (little honeybee)
Lineage: Eukaryota; Metazoa; Arthropoda; Insecta; Hymenoptera; Apidae
Source: RefSeq, a predicted model, not a curated record